AUGUUUAAAUUGUUGACAAUAAAAUCCAACAAGGUGAAGCCUAGAGAAGGGAAUGAUGAGAAUAAACAAGGUCCUGAUCCAAGCAAUCAGCUUUGGCAGUCCACAAGACAGGGAGAAAACAAAAGUGAAAAGAAAUCUCUCCAAACCAAGAUGACUCCCGUUGAAGAGUCACACACCAAAAUACAAGGUAAAAUCUCCGAGAAAAAUUCGCUCAAAGAUCCAACCACAAACCCUGACCAUCAAAAUCCAACAGAAUCAAAGGGAACAAUGCCAGAGGAGAAACAAAUGGAAACUGGGAAAGAAGUCCUAGUCAGUCCAAAAAGCAAACCACUUGGAGCCCCUGUUAUAAAUGAGUAUGCUGAUGCCCAACUACACAACUUGGUGAAAAGGAUGCAUCAAAGAACAAUGCUCUACAAGAAAAAGUUGGCAGAAGGAGAUAUAUCCUCACCUGAAGCCAGCCCCCAAACUGCAAAGCCCACAGCUGUACCAUCAACACAAGAAAGCAAUGCUAAGCUAAAAGAAGAACAUUACUAUCACAUACUGUGUUUUAAAUUCCAGAAGAUGCCUCUGACAGAGUACCUAAAACGAAUUAGACUUCCAAGAAGCAUAGAUUCAUAUAGAGAUCGACUCUAUCUCCUGUGGCUCUUGCUUGUCACCAUUGCUUAUAACUGGAACUGCUGGCUUAUACCACUGCGCUUCGUCUUUCCAUAUCAAACACCGGACAACGCACACUAUUGGUUUAUUACAGACCUCAUAUGUGAUAUCAUCUACCUUUGCGAUAUGCUGUUAAUCCAACCCAGACUCCAGUUUAUAAAAGGAGGAGACAUAAUAGUGGAUUCAAAUGAGUUAAACAGACACUACAGGAGUUCUAUAAAGUUUCAGUUGGAUGUUGCAUCGGUAAUGCCAUUUGAUGUUUUCUACCUCUUCUUUGGGUUUAAUCCAAUAUUUAGGACAAAUAGGAUAUUAAAGUACACUUCAUUUUUUGAGUUUAAUCAUCACCUAGAGUCUAUAAUGGACAAACCAUAUAUCUACAGAGUCAUUCGAACAACUGGAUACUUGCUGUUUACUCUGCACAUUAAUGCCUGUAUUUAUUACUGGGCUUCCGACUAUGAAGGAAUUGGAACUACUAAAUGGGUGUAUAAUGGUGAAGGAAACAAGUAUCUGAGAUGUUAUUACUGGGCCGUUCGAACUUUAAUUACCAUCGGGGGCCUUCCAGAACCACAAACGUCAUUUGAAAUUGCUUUUCAACUGUUGAAUUUUUUUUCUGGAGUUUUUGUGUUCUCUGGCUUAAUUGGUCAGAUGCAAGAUGUAAUUGGGGCAGCUACAGCCAAUCAGAACUACUUCCGAAUCAGCAUGGAUCAGACCAUUUCCUACAUGAAUACUUAUUCCAUUCCUAAGAGUGUGCAGAAUCGGGUACGGACUUGGUAUGAAUAUAUAUGGGACUCUCAAAAAAUGCUAGAUGAGUCCGAUCUGCUCUGCUCCCUGCCUGUCACCAUGCAAUUAGCCCUCACCGUGGAUGUGAAUCUCAGCAUCAUCAGCAAAGUCGAGUUGUUCAAGGGUUGUGAUACACAGAUGAUUUAUGACAUGUUGCUAAGAUUGAAAUCCACUGUUUAUUUACCUGGUGACUUCGUCUGCAAAAAGGGAGAAAUUGGCAAGGAAAUGUAUAUCAUCAAGCAAGGAGAAGUCCAAGUUCUUGGAGGCUCUGAUGGUGCUCAAGUUCUGGUUACUCUGAAAGCUGGAGCAGUGUUUGGAGAAAUCAGCCUUCUAGCAGCAAGAGGAGGAAAUCGUCGAACUGCCAAUGUGGUAGCCCAUGGGUUUGCCAAUCUUUUAACUCUGGAUAAAAAGACCUUCCAACAAAUUCUAGUGCAUUAUCCAGAUUCUGAAAAGCUCCUCAAGAAGAAAGCCAGUGUGCUUCUAAAGAAGGCUCCAGCCACAGAGGCAACCUCUCCAAGAAAAGGACUUGCCUUUCUCCUUCCACCAAAACAAGAGAUACCUAAAAUGUUUAAAGCUUUCCUGGGAGGCACAGGAAAAGCAGGACUUACAAGACUACUCAAAUUGAAGAGAGAACAAACCAUUCAGAAAGCAAGUGAAAAUUCCGAAGAAGGAGAGGGUAAAGGAAGAGAACAUGAAAAUAAAGGAAGAGAGCCAUCAGAGAAAACACAGGACAGCUCUGAAUGUAGAGCAAAUUCUAUUACAGCAGAAGAAAUGCCCCAGUCAAUUAGAAGGGCAGCUUUACCCACAGGAACUACUUGCCAAUCCCUCAUCAUCAGCAUGGCUCUUUCUGCAGAGGCUGGGGAAGAGGUUCUGACGAUUGAAGUCAAAGAAAAGGCUAUGCAAUAA
Callorhinus ursinus (northern fur seal) is the source of this 2340-nucleotide messenger RNA. It is a transcript of the gene CNGB3, whose product is annotated as cyclic nucleotide gated channel subunit beta 3. NCBI's taxonomy places the organism in Eukaryota, Metazoa, Chordata, Mammalia, Carnivora, Otariidae. The record is from RefSeq and is a predicted model, not a curated record. Gene Ontology annotation, molecular function: intracellularly cGMP-activated cation channel activity; cGMP binding; intracellularly cAMP-activated cation channel activity. Gene Ontology annotation, cellular component: photoreceptor outer segment; plasma membrane; intracellular cyclic nucleotide activated cation channel complex. Gene Ontology annotation, biological process: monoatomic cation transmembrane transport.